AUGGUACAUCGUUCUAGUAUCCUGGAUGGAUACGUUCGUGGUCGAAUUCAUUUAAAACAACAAGAAAUUAACCAACAUUCACUAAAUACUAAUGUUAAAACCGUUAAAUAUAAUGAUCCAGUUAUUGAUUUUGUUAUUCGCUGGUCUUCUACUUACAAAAUGUUGAGUCGAUUUAUUAAAUUACGUUCAAUUGUAAAUGAUAUAACACAUACACCAGAUAAGAUUGCUGGUUUAAAGUCGGAACAACGUUUGAAAUUAUCUAAAUUAGCUUUCAGUCAUUCAGACUGGAGUUGCUUGACUGCAGUAGAAUAUGUUCUUCAACCUUUUGAAGAAUCAACACGUUUAUUAUCAGGUCGUUCAUAUCAAACUCUUGCAGUUGGCAAGAUAGUUAUGAUGGGUUUAAAACAUUUUUUAUCAACAUAUAAAUCUGAUGAACCAAUGGUAAAUUUUUUAAAACAACAUUUGUUAAAAAAAUAUGAAGAUCAUUGCGAACAAAUCAUAUAUAAGGAUGCAGAGAAAGCAAUGACCGUGAGUAAACAUUCAUGAAAAAAUAUUUCUCAUUGUAUUCUUCUAGAUUGCUUCAUUUUUAAAUCCUACAACGUGUUAUCAUUUAUGUGAUCAUGAACAAUUCAUCAGAACAGCAAAAAAAAAUGAUUGUUCUCAAAUCCAAAAACGAAAAAUCAAAAUUAAAUGAUGUAUCCAACUUAACUUCGAUUACAUCGUCUUUGUCAAAUGAUGUUAAAAAACCAUUAGUAGCAAUUGAAUCUUUUUUGGCUCACUGUGAAGCUUCUGCAUGUCAACAUUCAUCAUCUAAUUCGACCACGUAUUCGUUUACAAUCCAACAAGAAAUUGGAUAUUAUAUAUCAUCGAUCGAUAAGAAAACAGAAUUCAAAUAUUUUUGGAAAACAAACGAACAAAUUCUACCACAAUUAGCCAAUUUAGUUCGGAUUUAUUGUAUGAUGCUCAUCACUUCAGUAGCUAGUGAGAGUGCAUUUUCAGUAGCUGGUUAUGUUCAAAGAAAAAACCGUUCAACUCCAUCGCCAUCUACUUUACGUUUUUCGAUGCUACGACGUGAUUAUGAUAUAUGAUAUGUAAAUCCGAACUGAACCAUAAACAAAAAAAAACAUGUUUUCAAUCACGUAGUUUUGUGUAUUUGUGUUGUAUCAUCUUUUGUCAAAAUAAAUCAGCUCAAAAGAAACUAUAUAAAUAAUAAGAAAGCAACUUAUGUUACACUCGAUAAUCAGAUUAUCUCAGUAAAAGAUUUUAAACAAAGAAUUGCUAUGUUCCUAUUAUUUACAUGUGAUACUAAAAUGUCCAUAAACAUCUUGGUAUAACAUACAUUUAAUAUGAAAUUUUGCUGUUAUUCUUAGAGACAAAACAAAAAACUCUAAUUUAAUUUAUAUUUAUUUUAAAUGUAAAUUUCGAAAAUUUAAGCUUAUUUUAUGUAUAAAUUUUGUUGUAGCAAAAAUUUACAUUUAUUAAAUUUAAAUUUUUCAAAAUUUAUUUUCGGAUUUAAUAAAUUUGCGUAAAUAUAAAUAGGCCACCCCUAAGAAUCAUCAAUUAAAUAAAUCACAUAUUUGAUAAAGUAGAUUUUUAUAAAAUCGGUAGAUUAUUUCAAUGAUCAGAUAUAACAUAAAUUAGAUUUGUAAAUAAACUUACGUAUCAAUAAAUAUUAUCAAUUAACAGGACACUGAAGGGAAAGAUAUGUUACAGUAUGAUUGUUUUUUUUCCUUUUUCUCCUUAUCUGGUUGUGGCACCAAAAUCGGAACAUAUUGUAUUUUUCAAAUAUUACAGCGUAGAUAAAUCAAAUAAUCCGGUCAAACAUGGCAUUUUGAUGUAACCUAUGAAUUUUGCAUAUAGGAGACAUCAUUAAAAUAUUUUUUUAAAAAAGAGAUUAAUCUUAAAUGCAUAAAAAUGGUGUCAUCCCGUUCGUAGAUUGUAUAAGACGUAAAAUUACUAUGUAAUCCGAUAAUAUAAUUUUAUUUUGUUUAUAUUGUACGAUUAUCAAGUGACAUGAAAUUUUGAAUCUCUUUGUAUACAUUUUAAUAAAAUAUAUUGAUGAAUCCUUAUUUUAUAAGAGAGAAUAGCUUAUUGAUUUAAAAACUAAGUUUCAAUCAUACUAAAAAAGUUCCAACAUUGAUUAUAUCUUCUAACACAAAUCAAUAACAAGCAUUGUUUUUUUCUUGUAAUAUCAUUUGCUUUCUGGAGCAUACGUUUCGUACAUCUUAUGCUAUAUCUAUUCAUAAGUGUAUUCUGUAUCGCACAAACUAAAAGAUAAAUAUUAACGAUCGAAAAAUGAUAUAUAUGUUCGACAACAUGAAAAACGGUAAAGUUAUUUAUCAUAUUCAAAAACUUUUGGUAUGAAGCUUUUUAUGGUUUUUCAAGAAUAAAACAAAAAACAUAAUAUAAUAUAAUGUUUUAAUUUUAUAAUGUAGAUUAUGAAUGAUAGUGAUGACUUUCUUUAACCUCGUGCUCUAGUAUCAACACCCACACUUACCCUUUCUAUAAAUCAUGUUGAUUAUUUUAAUUAUAUUUAAAAAUAGUUUCAUCUAUAUUUAUUCUAUUUAAUAAGUAUAACAGAUUGAAAUUUAUCUUCUAUAUAUAACUAAUUUUUCUAUUGAAUCAAACAGAAAUUAUCUUUAACAUUUAUUUAUAGAAUUCUUUCAAAAGAAGAAAAAUAGAUUUUUUGUGUGGUUAAAGACUUUUUUGAUUCUAUUUGUUUAGCCAAUUUGAAGGAAAAUAUGACAGCGAAUAUCUAAAAAUUCAUAGAAUUAUAAAAUAAAUAUAAAUCAAUGAUACAAUAUAAUUACAUUAAGUAUGACAUAAAUAAUAUUGAUAAUAACACUGAUGACAAUCAAUAAUAAAAGAUUAUCCUUGAGAUUCUUUUUCUCAUGAAUCUAUCAGUUCGAUAUUCAUUCAUUCAUUUUGUUGAUAUUUUUGAUCCUUUAAACAAAUGAAAAAUCUACCACAAAAUAAUGCUAAGAACAUAAAUUUAUUGUCUACUAACUUUUUUUUAAUUCCAAAUCAGAGAUGAAUUAGUAUCACAUCAAUGUCAAACAUCAUUUAACCUAGAUUAUCUAACUCAAUGGUUUCAAUAAAUUAUUUUACAAAACAAAAGAAUUCAACUUAUUAUUUAUUAAAAUCAGCUUUAUGAAAAUUUUCUUUGAAAAACAAAAACAUACCAUACGUAAACUUUUUUCAUAAUAUCGAUAAGCGGCGAAUAUUCCAAAUCCGU
Molecule: messenger RNA, 3235 nt
Organism: Rotaria sp. Silwood2
Lineage: Eukaryota; Metazoa; Rotifera; Eurotatoria; Philodinida; Philodinidae
Source: the annotation of a GenBank genome assembly